Messenger RNA from Necator americanus (New World hookworm), 672 nucleotides. RefSeq lists its product as uncharacterized. NCBI's taxonomy places the organism in Eukaryota, Metazoa, Nematoda, Chromadorea, Rhabditida, Ancylostomatidae. The record is from RefSeq and is a predicted model, not a curated record. Bases 1 to 672 code for a protein of 223 amino acids. The transcript has a single exon.
AUGUCUAAAAUACCAAGCCAGCGGGUGGUCAUUGUCGGAAUCGACGCAAAUGCGAGGAUGGGACUCGAACUGCAAUCCGAUGUGCUAGGAAAAUGGUACUAUGCAGCGGAGCGCACGUCGGACAACGGUGACCGUCUGGUCGACUUGUGCGAACAGACGGGCCUUAUCAUUGCUUCCACGUUUAAGAGGAAUCAUCGACGCCAUCAGCUCACGAGGCAGAGGUCAACCCUUUUAACGCCUGAAGAGCAGCGCAAGCAAAAGAUGAGGACUCUUAAGCUUCAGCUCGACUACGUUCUGGCGAGGAACGUUCCUCAGUCAGAUGUCCGAAAAUCUAGAGCUGUUUGGGACGUCGCGUUCGACUCUGACAACCGUCCAGUUCUUCUCAGCUUCAAGAUACGGUUCCACAAGAGAAAUAGAGGAAUUCCUCUUCAACCGAAAAUCGACAUGGCAGGUCUGAAAGAUGAUGAAUGCAGAACAAAAUUCCGCCAACGUGUGUCUAUUCAUGUUGGAGUACGGGCCAAGAAGAAGCUUCGCGAUGCGGAUUCCUUCACAAAGUGCAUCCAGGACGCUGCAAGGGAAACGCUCCCGGUUCUAUUGCCGCGGAAGAAGUUUGCCUUUGCAUUUGCGGAAACAAAAUCCACAUACAAUACUGUAUGUGUCGCACAGCGCUGA